Messenger RNA from Malurus melanocephalus (red-backed fairy wren), 1149 nucleotides. RefSeq names its product coiled-coil domain containing 103 (gene DNAAF19). The transcript has 3 exons. The record is from RefSeq and is a predicted model, not a curated record. NCBI's taxonomy places the organism in Eukaryota, Metazoa, Chordata, Aves, Passeriformes, Maluridae. Bases 301 to 1038 code for a protein of 245 amino acids. Gene Ontology annotation, cellular component: outer dynein arm. Gene Ontology annotation, biological process: determination of left/right symmetry; inner dynein arm assembly; epithelial cilium movement involved in extracellular fluid movement.
AGGGCGGCGGUGCUCGGCACCCAGCGGGACUGUCGCGACAGAGCUAGGGGCCCCGGGGCCGGCGGUGUGUCAGCGCCUGGCGAGGCUGUCGCGAUAGGGGAGAGGUUCCCAGUUGCCAUCCGCUUGCGUUGCCUUUACGGCUGUCACAUUGGGAGUGGAGCCCGCUAGGCAGGACUGUCACGAUAAGAGCGGGGUUGUCGGGACACUCCUGGCAGCGCUGUUGUGGCAGAAGCGGGGUGCUCGAAGCCAYCCCCGGCAGGGCUGUCGCGACAGGAGGUGUUGUCCCUGUCCCCACGUCYCAUGGAUCCGGCCGGAGCGCUCCCUGCGCUGGAGCGGGAGCUGCGGGCGGCGCUGGCCGAGGACGAGCGGCGGCAGCGGGAGGGAGAGGCCAAGCUGCGGGCGCUGCGCCAGGGCGUCCCCGACUACGGCCAGUUCAGGGAAAUUGUGCUGGCMUCACACCUGAAGCCUCUGGACAAGAAGGACAGGCUGGGACAGAGGAGGAAUGUGCUGUGGAAUCCCUGUGCAGCCCCGGCUGAGGCAUCACCUGCCCACACUGUGGAGAUCCCACAGGAACUGGAUCAGCUGCCUGGAACCGCCGCGGAAUUUCACAGGGACUGGCGCAGGUGCUUGAAAAGCGGGACAGAGAAAUACCGGUUUUUGCUGGAGCUCGGAGGGGAGGCCUUGGGCAGGAUCUUCCAGGCUGACGUGGGCUUUGGCCUCCUGGGGGAAUUCCUGACAGUGCUGGCAGAGAACAUCCAUCCUGGGGACAGAGCUGCCGUCCUCCAGAUCCUCCAGAGCCUGGCGGGCACCAAGCGCUUCGGGCUGAACGUGGCUCUGCUGAGCCAGGGGGAGAAGGAGAGCAACCAGGAUUUGUUCAGGAAGCUGCAGAACUGUGAUUGUCAGGCUGCUGGCCAGCCUGGCAGCCCAGCCAGCUGUGAGACAGGGAGGGAAGCCCAUCCCGUGGACACCCACUUGGAAAAGGAAAUCAAAGAGGAGAGGACAGUGGUGGAGCUGAUGAAGUGUUACCAGGUCAGCUGAGGGGCAGGAACASCAGGGCUGAGCAGGAACAGGGUAAAAGACGCUCAGAAAAAACUCAAAGUUUGACUUCGGCAUCACCCAGAGCACAAGUUCUGCACAAAUAAAGUUGAU